GGAGACAGGAGGAAAGAAUCAAAGGACAACGAAGAGAAGGCUGAGAUGAAGAAAAUGUAUGAUCUCAUUGAGGAAUACAAGCUCAACGGUCAGUUCCGAUGGAUCUCCUCCCAGAUGAACCGGGUCAGGAACGGUGAGCUGUACAGGUACAUCUGUGACACCAAGGGUGCGUUUGUGCAACCUGCAUUGUAUGAAGCCUUUGGGUUGACUGUUGUGGAGGCAAUGACCUGUGGGCUACCGACGUUCGCCACUUGCAAAGGUGGUCCUGCUGAGAUCAUUGUGCACGGCAAAUCAGGUUUCCACAUUGACCCGUACCACGGUGAUC
This is a messenger RNA of Camelina sativa (false flax), 325 nucleotides long. The record is from RefSeq and is a predicted model, not a curated record. Lineage: Eukaryota; Viridiplantae; Streptophyta; Magnoliopsida; Brassicales; Brassicaceae.